This is a messenger RNA of Ogataea parapolymorpha DL-1, 1884 nucleotides long. RefSeq lists its product as uncharacterized. NCBI's taxonomy places the organism in Eukaryota, Fungi, Ascomycota, Pichiomycetes, Pichiales, Pichiaceae. The record is from RefSeq and is a predicted model, not a curated record. The transcript has a single exon. The coding region runs from base 1 to 1884 and encodes 627 amino acids.
AUGCCGAUGAAUUGCAAUGCAAUUUAUAGCGAGCUUGAGGCUUUGAAAUCGAACGUGGGGAGUAUAAACGAGAAGAUGGCUCAAAAGUAUCUUGGAGCCCUAUCUAAUGUUGCCAUAAAUGACGAUAAUUUUGAUAGCAUUUCCUUUACUAAAACGCUCGCCAAGAUUCUUGAAUGCGCACCACAGUCUGAAAUGCUAGACGAAUAUCUGACAUUGAGUUUAUUUGAGGUUCCAAUGAAAGUUGACCUAACUACUGACCAGGACGUGGAAAUUAUACAAUCACUAGUCACUAUUUUCUUGUAUUUUCUUUCGGGUCCAUUUCACGGGAGGAAAUCAACCUUCAUUUCAAUAAUGGUCUACAUGUUAUCGGGUCCCUCUAUCUUGGAACUGGUUUGUCAUAAGCUAGCUGGCUCAGAUAUAACAUCUAUCUUACUCAUCAUUGAUUUACUUUCAAAAUUCCUGCUACGUGUUUUUGAGUUGCAAAAUGACGAGCUGCUGAUCAGGUUUAUGGCUAAGUUAAUGGAGGAGAAUACGUUUUCUAAUCUAUGCAAAAUCUUAGCUUUUUAUGAGGAAGAAUUGACACGAAAUCAAAAUUGGAAACAUUUUUUGAAGAUUACGAAGCUCGUUUACUCGUAUCUUUCUAACUGCCCAAUUGACCCCAAUGAUAAGACGCACUCAAAGCUCAUACGUAAUGUUCAAACAGCAAUGAAUCAUUUCAAUGAAGGUUUCAACCACAAGAAUAAUUAUGAACAACUACCACAUGACAACCAGGAGAUUCUAGAUAAUGUUUCAAAUUUGACACUGUUAUCAGCUGUUCAUGUCAUUUCAUCGUUUUCGAAUCCAAGUAUGGUUUUCCAAAAACAGUUCGCUGAGCAUCAAUUAUUCAAUAAGCCGAUCCCUCCACAUUCUUUGUAUGAACUAGCCAGAGGCAUCACUUCAGCAAUGGAUCCAAAUAAUCUCUCGCAUAGCAAGCUUAUAAAUAUGCCCAUUCAAUUCAGUGAAGAGCUUUUUGAAGUGCUCUUUCUUUGCUCCAUAGACUUCUGGGAUUCAUUUAAAGCUGACGCAAAUGACAUACGGGUAUUGCUUCAUCAUGUGGCUCACCUAUUUGUUUACUUUGAUCACUUGGUGGAACUCAAACAAUUUGAAGAUGCAAUAGACAGUCUCAGAAACAUGGAUUACGAAGCAUUCAGACAUAUCGAGUUGGGAAAGAUUAAAAAUGAUAGUCAAGAGUGGUGGAACAAAAAUUGUGAUGACUUCAACAAAAUUAUGUACGAUGAGACAAUUGGUUUCGUCAAGGAUCAACAUCUAUUAAUGCUUUCAAGAGGCACCUGGGUUUUAUCUGCAAAUCCAAUAAGUCCAAAUGGAAGUAAUAGAAACUCGCCUUAUUACUUUAUGAUAUUGUCCACAAAUCACAGGGCAAUGCUUUAUAAGGAGUUUUCCAAGAAGCCUGACAAGAAACCGAAUAUCGACAAGGAUGGUGCGAAAAUUGAGUUCAGUCAAAUUUCGGACAUUACUUACCAGCCAAUGACAAAAAACAUCGAGAAGACAAAUCUGAUUAGCAUUGAAACCCGGAUACAAGUUAAUAGGAUAGACAUAAAACUUAAAAACAAGGGAUUAUUUUCAUUCUAUGUCAACACGAUAGAUGACUUAUAUAUCUGGCUGGAUGGCCUUCGAAUGCUGCUUUCAAAUUCGACAAGACUAUCACAUGAUACGGAGCAACAAAUUUUUUGGCUUUCUAGCAUAAGGAAACAAGCACAAUUUCUUGAGCUUGCAGUCAAACAAUGUGAUCAGUUGGAUCAUUAUAGCAAUGCUUUUGUGGAAAAUGACAAACCUAAAUCAUCAGAAGAUCUGACAGAGAUAAAUAGCAGGUUCUAUUUCACUUAG